Molecule: messenger RNA, 1779 nt
Organism: Cyphellophora attinorum
Lineage: Eukaryota; Fungi; Ascomycota; Eurotiomycetes; Chaetothyriales; Cyphellophoraceae
Product: Transporter mfs1
Exons: 1
Coding region: 1-1779 (592 amino acids)
Biological process (GO): xenobiotic detoxification by transmembrane export across the plasma membrane
Molecular function (GO): fluconazole transmembrane transporter activity
Source: RefSeq, a predicted model, not a curated record
AUGCCGGUGCCCGACAUCAUCAGAGACGCGCCCCUCGGCAGCUUACUUCGAGUGCUCACGAGGAACAGGAUCUUCCAGUACAUUGAGGAGAAAAGUGACUUCAAGCUUCCUGAAGAAUAUCUACACAUCCUUGAUACCAGUGAGAAAACGCCGAACCACGAUGCUAUCCGGAGGCGACAAUCUGAAAGUUCCCAAAACACUCCUGAUCAGACAUUCGAAGCAGAAGUCGACCUGGAACAAGCCCGACGAGUCAUCACAUCGAGCAGCAUUCGUAGCACGCCAUAUACCUCCGAGGCUCUGCAGGUCGACUUGAUGCUGAGGAGUCAACGUACCAAGUCCGUCUCGAUCAUACCUACCAGGACCAGUGACGGGGUCAUCCUAGUGGACUGGUACCGGACCGACGACCCAGAGAACCCCAAGAACUGGUCAUCCCUCAAGAAGUCCGCAGUGGUCUUCAUGCUCUGUUUCUAUACCUGGACCGUCUACCUUGCUGGACCGAUCUGGGCGGCCUCCGCAGAGAGCGGUUUGACGGACCGGUUUCACGUCAGCCCAGUUGCUGCGUCGCUCGGACUAUCUCUCUACGUGCUGGCUUAUGGCAUUGGGGAUCUGCUGUUCUCGCCCAUCACUGAGAUUCCUAUCGUUGGCAGAAAUCCCGUCUACUACUUGACCUUCAUCGUCUUCUGGGUGCUGUCUUUUGGACCACCAGUUGUCGAUAGCUUCGGUGGUCUGCUGGCUCUGCGCUUCUGGCUCGGCUUUUUCGGUAGCCCGGCUCUAGCUAACGGAGGUGCUACCAUGGGAGACAUGUUUUCCGUCAUCUACAUUCCAUACGGACUAUGUUGGUGGGUCUUCUCGGCGUGGUGUGGUCCCGCAUUCGGCCCUCUAAUAGGCGGGUUUGCAGCUAUGGCCAAAGGCUGGACUUGGCCGAUGUGGGAGGUGGUAUGGAUCGCGUCUCCGGUGCUGGUCCUCCUGCUGCUCUUCAUGCCCGAAACUUCAGCCGACAAGAUCCUCCUCCAUCGGGCACGGCGCCUACGCAAGUUGACGGGUGACCCCAGACUACAGUCGCAGGGCGAGAUCAACCAACGCAAUUUGUCAGGCAGACAGAUACUAUUCUCAGCACUGAUCCGGCCCGUGGAGAUCACGUUCAAAGAUCCCUCGAUCUUCUUCGUCAAUCUCUACACAGGAUACUUCUAUGGCGUCUUUUACACCUUCUUCGAGGUGUUCCCACUGGUCUUCCCACCUCUGUAUGGCUUCAACCUGGGAGAGACUGGGCUCGCUUUCAUGUCCUGCCUAAUCGGUGUUUGCGUCGCGAUUCUUGCCUACUUCGCCUACCUACACUUUUACAUGGUGCCAGACAACCUGAAGAACGGAUUUCGCGAACAAGAACAUCGUCUCGUGCCAGCUAUGAUCGGCUCACUGCUGCUCCCCAUCGGUCUCUUCCUCUUCGCGUGGACGGCCAAACCGAGUAUCCACUGGGUUGCCCCGCUGACCGGCGUCGCCAUCUUUUGCUGCGGUCAUUUCUGGACGAUGCAGUCGCUGUUCAUUUACAUCCCGUUCUCAUACCCGCAAUAUGCGGCAUCGCUGUUCGCCAGCAACAGCAUCUGGCGGUCUGCCACCGCGGGAGCAAGCGUCGUCUUUGCUCGACCACUUUUCCUCAACCUUGGCAUAGCUAGGGGCGUUUCCUUGCUCGGUGGUCUGAGUGUUAUGGGCAUCAUAGGCACCACAGCCAUCUACGUGUGGGGAAAGCAAUUACGUGCGCGGUCGAAGUUCGCGGUCGGCUAG